Molecule: messenger RNA, 687 nt
Organism: Aureococcus anophagefferens
Lineage: Eukaryota; Pelagophyceae; Pelagomonadales; Pelagomonadaceae
Exons: 1
Coding region: 1-687 (228 amino acids)
Biological process (GO): negative regulation of transcription by RNA polymerase III
Cellular component (GO): nucleus
Molecular function (GO): RNA polymerase III core binding
Source: RefSeq, a predicted model, not a curated record
AUGAAGCUCCUGGAGAACAACCGGCUGAGCGCGCUGACGGCGUUCCUCACGGAGCGGUCCCUGGGCGACCGCGUCAUCGACGGCCGCGUCGAGGCGUUCAGCUGCAAACGCGCGGGCGACGACAAGAAGCUCAGCAAGCAGCUCGAGAAGCAGUACGCCGACGAGCUGACGAGCUCGCCCGGGAGCCUGGACACGACGAGCCCCCUCGGCGUGCUGAGCGCGAGCAGCACGCGGCGGCUCCUCAUCGACUUGAUCAGCACGAUGAACGCGUCGUUCCCCGACCACGACUUCUCCGCGCUGCGGCCCGAGCAGUUCUGCCGCGAGGCGAGCGCCGACUUCGUGGCGCGGUCCUGCACGCGCUACCUCAGCGAGAUCAGCGACCAGGGCUUCGACCUGCUCCAGGAGCUCUGGGCGGCCGUCGAGGAAGCCGUCUCGCUCAAGGACUGCGAGGUCUUCUCCUACGUGCCGGACCUCGACAGCGACCCCUUCUCCGAGGGCGCCCUCUGGUCCUUCAACUACUUCUUCUUCAACAAGACCCUCAAGCGCAUCGUCUACUUCUCCUGCGUCGCGCGCUCCAAGUACUCCGCGGACCCCAAGUCCUUCGAGGAGUACGACGACGACUACAGGAUAUACGAGGGCGACGACGACCGCCUCCCGGCCGGCGACUGGGUCAUGGACACGGAGUGA